This is a messenger RNA of Haliotis rubra (blacklip abalone), 1816 nucleotides long. RefSeq lists its product as uncharacterized. Lineage: Eukaryota; Metazoa; Mollusca; Gastropoda; Lepetellida; Haliotidae. The transcript is spliced from 5 exons. The coding region runs from base 106 to 1491 and encodes 461 amino acids. The record is from RefSeq and is a predicted model, not a curated record.
CAGUCUACUGCUAUAGACGUAUCUAUACACAGUUAAAGGACAGUGAAAGAGCUGUGCCCGAAGUACACCUCUCUAAUACAACAACCUGGUUUCAACAGAUUCAACAUGGUUUUGCUUCCUCCUGGUGGACUUCCGGAGAUUGUCUUCUCCUUUGACACAACCGGCUCUAUGUCUGGCUGUUUAGCUGAAGUCCGAGGUCGCCUCCAGGACAUGAUACAGCGACUCCAGGCUGACAUCCCCGCCAUCAGAAUUGCCGUCUUCGCCCACGGUGACUACUGUGAUAGUUAUCGUGCGACUCAAUAUGUCGACUUUUCCACUGACGUCGCCGAACUCUGCAAAUUCGUUAAAAGCGUUGGCAGCACUGGGGGUGGAGGAGACGGAGGCGAAUGUUACGAACUCGUUCUUCGAGAAGUAGGCGAGAAACUGUCGUGGACGCCGGGCUCAAAUCGGGCUUUGGUCCUCAUCGGGGAUGAACCACCACACACACCAAGUUUCAGGGAAAAUAAACAGAAGAUAGACUGGAGGAAAGAGCUGAAAAAGUUGACAACCAUGGGAGUGAAGAUUUACGGUGUUGAGUGUGGAGGUGGUGGUAUAGAAUUCUACACUACUAUUUCUGAGCAGUCGGGAGGUCGUUAUCUUCAACUCAAAGAUUUCUCCAACGUGUUUGACCUCCUAAUGGCCAUCUGUUACCGGGAACAGGGAGCAGAUAUGUUGGAGGCCUACGAGAAGGAGGUCCGAAGUCGCAGAGGUGACGGUUCUCUGAGCAAAGAUGUGGAAGGAAUGUUUACUGCCCUGCGUGAUGGAGCAGCUGCCGUUCCUGUGUCGACGAAGGUGACAAACACACGCGGCAAGAAAGCAGAAGCUGAUCCAGUGUUGCCAAAACCUGCAUCAAAAAUCAAAACUGGAAAAUCAAAACCGACAUCUAACAGAAAACCAAAGCCCAAAAGUAUUAAGAAACCAAGCAAGAAACCGUUACUGAUGAGAGAGGAGAUCCCCGAGGACAAUUUUGCCCUGAAGGACAUGGACUGGUCGCCCUGGGUCAAAGGUAUCUCCCCUAGGCGCCCACAGCCUCAAGACGCAGACAGGUGGGAGAAACGGUGGGGUGAUAUGAAAACUGGAUUCAGAACCAAGAAAAUCUUCAGCUCCAAGAAUAACAAACCAGCACUCUAUGAGAUCGGUGUUCAGGUCAACCGCAAUGGGCGGAGGUUCGUGGUCUUGAACACACUCUGCCGCCAUAUUCCGGACGGUGUCCACUGGGAAACUCGUCUCUUUGGAAACAAGAUUGUCAAAGCCCAAGUAAACAAAGUUGUGUCUCAAGGUUGUAGUGUCUUCGUGCGGAGGGCAACAUUCAAAACAGUCAAGAGUCACGACAAAACUGUUCAGUCAGCUCUCCUUACUUACGAUUAUGCCUGGAGGAGGCUUAGGAACAUACGCACACGUGCUCGAUAUGUUGUGAAACAAGGCUGUACCAUUUCCUCCAACAAAUGGUGAGACGUGCCAUCUGUUCAAACGUCAGCUGACAAGGAUACCUCAGAUAAGGAAUGUUGUGUUAACGAACAUUCAAGUCGGCAGAAUGAUGAAGUUAUGAAAUUUCAAUUUUGCGACGAUUCAUCCAAACCAAAAAACUGUCCCGAACUCACUAGCCAUUCAUUGGGGCUGGCUACCAUGAUUCACUGAUAAUGGGUUCGAACCCCAGAUUUACGGAGAUCAAAGUGAAUGGUGGUGUCGUGGAUUGCACCGUGAGAUGUUGUGGACCUGCAUCACUUCUUCCUCAUUAGGUUCACGCACUUUGUAAAUAGUCAUUGUUUGUUUCCAA